Messenger RNA from Oryza brachyantha (malo sina), 2612 nucleotides. RefSeq names its product pentatricopeptide repeat-containing protein DOT4, chloroplastic-like. The coding region runs from base 89 to 1894 and encodes 601 amino acids. The transcript has a single exon. Gene Ontology annotation, molecular function: protein binding; RNA binding. NCBI's taxonomy places the organism in Eukaryota, Viridiplantae, Streptophyta, Magnoliopsida, Poales, Poaceae. The record is from RefSeq and is a predicted model, not a curated record. Gene Ontology annotation, biological process: RNA modification.
UAUGCAAGAAAAUUUUGUCAACGGAAAACGGUAGUACAACGCGAACGGCUGCGUGCCUGCGUAUUACCUCUAGGGCCAGUGCACGCGCAUGAGCGAACCCGCGCCGACGGCGACGGCCACCGCCACCGCCCUGCGCGAGUGGAACCGCCUGAUCCAGCACGCCGCCGCGUCGGGUUCCUACCUCCGCUGCCUCCGCCACUACGCCUCCCUCCUCGCUGCGGGCCUCCGCGGCGGCGCCUCCACCUUCCCGUCCCUCGCCAAGUCCUGCGCCGCGCUCCGCCUCCCGCGCCUCGGCGCCGCCGUCCACGCCCACGCGAUCCUCGCCGGCGCCACCUCCGGCGUGUUCGUCCGGACCUCCCUGCUCGACAUGUACGCCAAGUGCGCCUGCCUCCCCGACGCGCGCCGCCUGUUCGACGAAAUGCCGCGCCCGACCCUGGUGUCUUGGAACUGCAUGGUCUCUGCGUACGGUAGGAGCUGCCUGGUGGAGGAGUCUGUUGCGGUGUUCAACGCGAUGCGGCGUGCAGGGGUCAGCUCCAGCGAGGGCACACUUGUCGGCGUGCUCUCGGGUUGUGUGGACUCCUCUUUGGCAAUCAAUCCUGGCAUGUGUGUCUACGGCUACAGCGUGAAAUCUGGCCUUGAUGCGGACCUGCAAGUCUUGAACUCGGUUCUUACCAUGCUUGUCCGUGGUUGCUAUCUUGAUUCUGCGCGGUGGUUGUUUGAUAGAAUGGGCAACAAGUCUGUAGUUACUUGGACUGCAUUGGCAUCUGGUUAUUUACAUAUAGGGGAUUAUCUGGAGGCGUUUGAUCUGUUCAGCCACAUGCGAGCUGCUGGGCAAACUGUUGAUUCUGUUGUUCUCGUGAACCUCAUAUCAGCUGCUGUUCUAUUUGGGAACUUGUCGGUGGCCAAGGGUGUGCAUGCUCUUGUUAGUAAGCUUGGCUUUGAAUCUGAGCAAGACCUUGCGGCGUCAUUGAUAAACUUGUAUGCAAAGUGUGGAGAUCUUGAAUCUGCUCAUGAAGUCUUUGGUGCAGUUCAAGUGGCGAAUGUGGUUGUGUGGACGUCAAUGAUAAGUGGGUAUGUUGAAGGUGGUCAUCUUAAUGAGGCGUUGAUGAUGUUUGAUAGCAUGGUCUGCGCAAACAUAGAACCAAAUGAAGCAACUCUGUCAUCAGUUAUUUCAGCUUGUGCCAAACUCGGGUGUGCUAAUCAGGGGAAAAAGGUUGAGGAGCAGGCGAUAGCCAUUGGACUGCAUUCAGAUCCGCGAGUAGCUACUGCACUAAUUGACAUGUACUGCAAGUUUGGUAGCAUCAAGCUGGCUAGGAAUAUUUUUGACAGUGUUAGCAAUAGAGACUUAGCUGUUUGGAGUGCAAUCAUUAAUGGAUAUGCGUGCAAUGGAGAAGGAAGCGAGGCUCUUGUCCUUUUCAAGGAGAUGAUAAACAAAGGUUUUCAACCAGAUGCGAUUGUGUUUACUCAUGUUCUUACAGCAUGCAACUAUUCUGGUUUAGUAGAUGAAGGUCUUGAGUGUUUUCACAGCAUGACAGUGGAAUAUGGUAUUGAACCAUCUAUUGAACAUUAUAUGUGCAUGGUUGAUUUGCUCUGUAAAGCUGGUCAUUUUAGGAGCGCCCUAAAGUUUUUUAAGCAGAUGCCAAGUCAAGUGCAAAAUAAGGUUUUGGCUCCUAUAAUCAGUUCAUACAGUGCUCAUUCUGCUGAUUCAUCCAUAGAGUUGGCACCAGAGGAACUUCUGAAUCUUGACUCUCAAGAUUCUGGUCACUGUGUUCUAAUGUCUAAUAUGCUCAGUUGUUUAGGGGAAUGGAAGAAGGCCACAAGUUAUAGGAGGCAACUAAGCAAGGAAGGAUUAAUCAAGGAGCCUGGAUGGACUUGUAUUGAGCUGAGUGGCUAAUUAUACUUGAUGUUUUAGAGCACCUGAUUCACAUACUUCUCCAAUCUGAAGAGUAGUCACGUCUCUGGAAAAAAGGAUGGCUCAUAUCUCAGGAGUUGUUUAAUGGUUAGCAGAUGGCAUUCUCAGGUGAGGCUUACUUAAGGUCGAAGAAUUAGUUCAUCGUGAAGGCUCAAGUUCUACGUGUGACUAGGAUUAUACACUUGCAGCCAAUGUGGUUUGAGGCUAUGGUUGGGCACAAUAAAAUGUGACAUCCAUUCCAGAUACAUUUGUUGGUUUUGAGGCUUAACAAGUAAUUAUCGGCGCCUGACCAUCCUCUGGUUAAUGGAGGAGGGUGUGCCCUUCAGGAAAGAAUGGCUUUUUAUUGGGAUUCAAGCAUGCCAGGAGGUUCAUGGUCCUCGUCUGGGCUAAUGGCUAUGAUCUAAUAAAACAUACUCCUUCAAUGGAACAAAAAGAGAUGAGAGACAUUUUAAGAUGGCAUCACUGAAUCUACCAAGAGUUGGAACUAUGGCCCUGUACUCUCCUCCAUCCACUAUCCCAUUCAAUCUCUUCAGGCAUGACCACUUGCUUACUGCCAUUCCACAGCAACAGCAUACUUCUCUCCAGCUGGCUGCCCUUGCUAAAAGUUGGUGAUAAGGAGAAGAUAUAUAAAGAUCCCUUAGAGCAAGUUCAAAUAGUAUAACCAACUACUAGGUUCAAUUCAUCUAUAGUCAAUCUAAUA